AUGAGGAGGACGAGCUCUCGGGCUCCUCCUGCCGUCCCACGCCCACCUGCCUGCCUGCUGGAGCCCUGCUUCUGCCAGUACAAGGUCCAAAACCGCCCUGUGCUGCGCCGCCUGUUCCUCGGGGUCGACAAUCGCUUCAUCGCCUCGACUUGCUUCCUUCAUCUCUCGAACCGGCUGACGGUCGCAGCUCGUCGUCUCGUCGUCGUAGGCCUCGGCAACUACACGCACCCGCUCACACGCCACUCGGUCGGCCACGUCCUCCUCAAGAAUCUCGCCAAGCGCGCCGCCGCCAGCCCGUCUCGCCUUUCCGGCUCGGCGACGCUCCUCUCGACCAAAUACGGGCGCCACACGAGCUGGACAUCGCGCAUCCUCCUCGCCGCUCCGCCGUCCGCCGCCGACCAGACCCCGCUCGAGGUCCUGUUCGUCCUCCCGCGAGCCCUCAUGAACGUCUCCGGGCCCGCCGCCGCCGCCGCGUUUGACGGCUUCCUCCCACCUGUCGCCGCUCCCUCUCGACCUGCCGUCCCGCCAGACGUCGGCGUCGACCCCGAGACGCCACCGCGACCGCGCAAGAAGCCGCCAGCCGCCCCCGUCAAGCCCAUGCUCCGCCUCGUCUCCCUCCAGGACGACCUCGACCUCGCACCAUCGGCCGCCAAGUACCAGCGCGGCGGCGGGCCUCGAGGGCACAACGGCGUGCGCUCCCUCUCGAGCGCGAUCAAGGGCUCUCGCGACUUUCACCGCCUGUGGGUCGGGAUCGGGCGCCCGGACGAGCGCAGCGAGGUUGCGAGCUACGUCUUGCGGCCACUGUCGCGGGACGAGGUGCGGGCGUGCGGGUACGACGAGGACGAGCGCGCGAGCGGGCCGGUCCUUGAGCGGGCAUGGCAGGAGGUGCUCAGGAUCGGGUUCGAGGACGAGUAG
Molecule: messenger RNA, 915 nt
Organism: Rhodotorula graminis WP1
Lineage: Eukaryota; Fungi; Basidiomycota; Microbotryomycetes; Sporidiobolales; Sporidiobolaceae
Exons: 3
Coding region: 1-915 (304 amino acids)
Molecular function (GO): peptidyl-tRNA hydrolase activity
Source: RefSeq, a predicted model, not a curated record